Messenger RNA from Parastagonospora nodorum SN15, 891 nucleotides. RefSeq lists its product as hypothetical. Bases 1 to 891 code for a protein of 296 amino acids. NCBI's taxonomy places the organism in Eukaryota, Fungi, Ascomycota, Dothideomycetes, Pleosporales, Phaeosphaeriaceae. The record is from RefSeq and is a predicted model, not a curated record. The transcript is spliced from 2 exons.
AUGUUUACGUUUCAAAAUAUGAGCUCUAAGCGUCGCAGGGAGGACGACUCCGACUCUGAGGAUGGAGGUGGCUAUGGCUACGGCGGGCAGCAGACGAAGAAAUCGCGGACUUGGUUCAGUGACCCAGUCUCCCAAAGCCAUGCACAGAACCCAUCACAGCAGUGUCUACCACUCAGGCCUACACUUACGCCGCCGCACAUGUCCUCAGAUAUUGGCACAAUGCUGCCGCCACGACGUGACUACGGAGCACGAGACUCUCCAGAUUCCACAUAUGGCGAACCUGCACAUUCUUCGCUGUCAAACGACCUCGACAUAGACAUGGAUGACGACGACUUUGACGUCAGGAGCCAGCCUCAAUCACCAUAUGGCAGCAAUGUCUUUAUGCGACCAGCGAUGUUGAAUGCGUCACUGUUUGGUGCAGAUCCAGUCAGUACAUCCAACGGUCGAAUACCUACACCUAUACAUCCCACUUUUAAGCGGGGAGGCAUGAAUGGCUUAGGCCUCCCGACGAGCGGUUCUGCCGGUGGUCUAAAUACAGGCUUGGCCGUACCACCAUUGCAAGCGCCCACGUCACGGAAGAACAGCAGGCAUGAGAUGGAAGAAGAUCGGAGUAGACGCAUGCCCUCUCCCAUAUCGGAAGACGAAGAUAUCCCCGAUACACCUACCGAACUCACGCAAUCACAGUUGUCGCGGCUUAGUUUCUCGCAGGCGAACUCUACAGACGAAAUGGAUAUGGAAAUGGCUCCUACUUCACUACAAUUACCACCAACGCCACGAGGUAGGAAACGGAGCGGUGCCUUGACCGGCAUGGGACGUUUUAGCAUGGGCUACCGGGAAGAUUGCGAGAAGUGUCGUCAACGGGUGCCUGGACACUAUUCGCAUUUCUUGUGA